Trachymyrmex septentrionalis is the source of this 645-nucleotide messenger RNA. RefSeq lists its product as uncharacterized. Gene Ontology annotation, cellular component: plasma membrane. The record is from RefSeq and is a predicted model, not a curated record. The transcript has 5 exons. Gene Ontology annotation, biological process: sensory perception of smell; detection of chemical stimulus involved in sensory perception of smell. Gene Ontology annotation, molecular function: odorant binding; olfactory receptor activity. The coding region runs from base 1 to 645 and encodes 214 amino acids. Lineage: Eukaryota; Metazoa; Arthropoda; Insecta; Hymenoptera; Formicidae.
AUGGAAUCCAGCGAGGACGAGGAUCCGUCAAGUAAUGCACAUAAACAAGUAGGAUUACCGUACCACGUCAAUUACAUGAUUGAUCCAAAAAAAUAUUACAUUCCAAUUUUUGUACACGUUACCACAUGCGUUAUAUCUUACACAAUCUUGAUGCUUACAUUCGACGUCUUAUAUAUGACGCUCAUCCAACAUUGCUGCGGUUUAUUUGUAGCUUUGAGAUAUCGUUUGGAAAACGCAUUUGAAUGCGAAGGCGAUGAUUUGCAGAUGCCUGCGAGGAAUAAACUUUACUCGAAUAUUGUGUACAGUAUUCGAAGGCACAUGGAGGCGAUACAAUUUUCCCUUGCUAUUGAGUCAAUACAUAGAAUACCGCUCUUCAUACACGUUGGAGCUAAUAUAUCGGUUCUGAGUAUUUUAGGAUUUCAGGUAAUAACGAGUACGGAAGAUGUCAAUCACUUGUUGAAACACACUAGUUAUCUAAGCGCACUCUUACUCAACACAUUCUUUGAAAAUUGGCAAGGUCAGAAAAUAAUAGAUUCCAGCGAAAAGAUACAAUGCGGAAUGGUACAAAAUGCCAAUAGCGCAAAGAAAGCUUUUCAUUAUGAUCAUCAUGAAAAGCAGAAAAUCAUUGAAAAUAACCGCGGGUAA